Molecule: messenger RNA, 1662 nt
Organism: Plasmodium vivax (malaria parasite P. vivax)
Lineage: Eukaryota; Apicomplexa; Aconoidasida; Haemosporida; Plasmodiidae
Exons: 2
Coding region: 1-1662 (553 amino acids)
Source: RefSeq, a predicted model, not a curated record
AUGAAGGCGAAUUUAAGCCCCUCCCUCCGGCAGGAAAUCGCCCUAUGCAAUAAGCAAAAGAGCAACAAGCGAUGUCUCCUCAUUUCGCUCAACAGCAAAUUUCAAUUCACGCUGGAAGGCUGCACAGAGCAAAGGGAAAACCCGAGCGACGAUUUGGAAGGCAUAAAAUGCCUAUUAAGUGACGAGCUUGCGUUCCUACUAUACAACGCUGCGGUGUUUACGGCUAGAUGCAAAUGGGUGCUUAUUUUGUGGGCCCCCGACAAAUCAGUAGCAACCGAAUUGGGGAAGCAAAAUGAAUCUGCUCAGAGCAUCGAAGGAGAAAAAAAAUACACCCAAGUGACACAGCUGAAUAGGUUAAUUUAUUGCUCUUUAAAAAAUAACCUUCUGCAUUAUGUGGACGAUGAUAGGGACGUGCCCCUGGAGGAAGUGCACACUUUUGAGCAGCUGGAAAGGUGCAUAAGGGUUAGUCUCGGCAAUGAUACGCUUGGCAACCGCCUAACCGAAGUGAGCACUAAUCAAAUGUGUAGGGGAAGUGCAGUGCCCCAUGCCAGCGUUACGAAUUACCUGCACAGUUAUUACUCUCUAAAUGAGCAAAUGAAACGGUGCUGUGACGGCUUAAAUGACGAAGGUGAUGGCUUGUCUAACCACCUCGAUUUGCUCGCCAAGGAGAGCAACACCUGCGUCGUUUUGCUCACCAUAGAUGUGAGCAGCUCCAAAUUGGAGAGCCGUUUUGAGAGCAUAGAAACAGUCGAGUCGUUUCUCCACCUAACAAAGGAGCUACACAUUUUUUAUGCCCUUUACAAGACGUCCGACACGUUCACCUGCUUCUACCUCUGCCAUGGUGACCGGUCCACCACGAGAGAAAAGUUCGUCUACUCUUUGUUCAAACCACACUUGAUGCAAAUUUUGAAAAAAAAAAAUAUUCACAUUUUUUUGAGUGUCGAAAUGGGGAAGCUUAAACAUCUGGUAGACUUUAUCCGAGGGGACAUUACCACGAAGAGGGAAGUUCCCAUAAAAAAUGCACCACUUGACACGGCUCCCAUAAUGAAGAAGAGCACAAAGGAGUGGACCUUGGUUGGGAAAAAGAACUCCUAUAGCUGUGCAGAGAUCCCUGUGGAGAAGGAGUUACUUCCCAUUGGGGAAAAUCAUUCCGUUAGCAGAAAGGGGAAGACGAAUGAUCAAUCGGGGGAUGGCCCAAAGGUGCAUAAGAAGGCCUCGUUUACAUCUAGGGCAAAUAAAUUGCUAACCCUAAAGGGGGAGACUAAGCACAACACCCCACAGAUAGAGCAACCCAAUUCGGGAAAAACAAAUAAAGUAGCACAUGCACCUUUAGGGAAAGGAAAACAAACGAGUACCUCCACAUCUAACGGCGAAAAUAUCGGACCAAAGUUACUCAAAAAAUGGCCCCUAUCAAAAUCGCACCAUUUGAAAAAAAAAACCUCCUUCACAAAUGACGGGGAGAAAACAUUCACGGUGAGAAAAAAAAGAGAACCCUCCCCUGAAAUCGUUCAUACCAAAUCGUUGACCCUCCACAAGGGGUCGUCCACCUCCGUUGAGUUAAAAAAAUCGCCCUCCUUGGCUAAACAAAAAUCGCUGCAACUGGACAAGAGAAAGACCCUAACCAGAAGGCUCAAAGGGAGAAGCGGUGCUUCAGAAAAGUGA